Molecule: messenger RNA, 1432 nt
Organism: Gadus morhua (Atlantic cod)
Lineage: Eukaryota; Metazoa; Chordata; Actinopteri; Gadiformes; Gadidae
Product: protein transport protein Sec24D-like
Exons: 8
Coding region: 16-1203 (395 amino acids)
Biological process (GO): intracellular protein transport; COPII-coated vesicle cargo loading; endoplasmic reticulum to Golgi vesicle-mediated transport
Cellular component (GO): endoplasmic reticulum exit site; COPII vesicle coat
Molecular function (GO): zinc ion binding; SNARE binding
Source: RefSeq, a predicted model, not a curated record
ACGGCGUCCUUCUCCAUGGGGGGCCCGGUGUUCAGGGGCCGCGGGCGGGGCUUACAGCGCAGCGAGCGCCGGGCCGCCUUGGGCGUGUACGAGGCGGCGCGCCGUGGGGGUCCGGGCGGUGGGGGGCCGCUCCAGCUCCUGCGGGGGCGGGGCCACGGCGCCUCUCUCUCUCUCUCUCUCUCUCUCUCUCUCUCUCUCUCUCUCUCUCUCUCUCUCUCUCUCUCUCUCUCUCUCUCUCUCUCUCUCUCUCUCUCUGCGGCUGAGUGCAGCGGGAAGCUCUUCAUCUUCCACGCCUCCAUCCCGACCGCUGAGGCACCUGGGAAGUUGAAGAACCGAGACGAUAAGAAGCUGGUCAGCACGGACAAGGAGAAGACGCUGUUCCACCCGGUGAAGGGCAUGUACGAGCAGCUGUCCAAGGACUGUGUAGCUCAGGGCUGCAGCGUGGACCUCUUCCUGUUCUCCAGCCAGUACCUGGACAUCGCCACCAUGGGGGAUGUGCCUGCGCACACCGGGGGCGCCGUCUACAAGUACAGCAACUUCCAGGUGGAGACCGACGGGGAACACUUCUUGAGGGACCUGAGGAAGGAUGUGGAGAAGCCCAUCGGGUUUGACGCCAUCAUGCGCGUCCGCACCAGCACAGGCUUCCGGGCGACGGACUUCUUCGGCGGCGUGUACAUGAACAACACGACGGACGUGGAGCUGGCUGCGGUGGACUGUGACCACGCCAUCACCGUGGAGCUGAAGCACGACGACACGCUCAGCGAGGAGACAGGCGCCUUCAUGCAGUGUGCCUUGCUCUACACCACCGCCGGGGGCCAGAGGCGUCUGCGCGUCCACAACCUCAGUCUGAACUGCAGCUCCCAGCUGAUGGAGCUGUUCAAGAGCUGCGAGACGGACUCGCUCAUCAACUUCUUCGCCAAAACAGCCUACCGUGCCAUCCUGAAGCAGCCACUGAAGAGCGUCCGGGAGAUCCUGGUCAACCAGACCGCCCACAUGCUGGCCUGCUACCGCAAGAACUGUGCCAGCCCCUCUGCCGCCAGCCAGAAUGUGCUGCCAGAGUUGGACAGUCCCCAGUCCAGGAAGGUCCGGGCCAUCAUCAGCAGCCUGAUGCAGCAGAGACCCAACUCCAUGAAGCCCUUGGCUGGCCUAAGGGCCAGGUGUUGUCACCAGCUCACCUCAGACCCUUCUGCCCCACCUACAUGAUGUGGACCUGAAUAUAUCCUACCCGGCCUGACCCAUACCCCUCUUAAUUCAAUUAACCCUCCCCUACACAUUUCUGAUUUACCUAUACCCACCCCUAGUUACCCACCUUACCCCAGACCUAUUCGUCUAAAACCUAUCCUUACCCUCUACUUCCCUGACACCUUAAAUAUUCCCCAAGUACCCCAACACACCCCUCUCCUCGCACACACUUGGUCUCGCCCGUCUGACG